AUGAUUCGAGAAUUAGUAUCUACAAAAUCUUCUUUAAUUAAUGUUCUUAAUAAAUUUGAAAAGUCUAACGCAACUAUAGAACUAGAAUUGUCAUUAGAUAUGCUCGAAGUGCUAGGCACUCAACUUUCUUCUUUGAAUAGUAUUUUAAGCUAUAUUGGAGAUUAUUAUUUAAGUAGAGAUCCUUUAAACAAUUUGCUUAGAGAAUUAGAGACUAUAAAACGUUCUUUAAAUAAUAUUUUUACUAAAUUUGAAGAGCCUGAAACUAUAACAUUGGGCACUUCGAAAACUAUAUCAACUAUAAUUGAUGCUACAACUAAUAUAUUGAAUAAUUUGUAUAGCGGACCUGGGGAUCCCAAUGAUAUUAUCAAUAGAGAUAGUCUAAUUAAUUUCAUAAGCAAUAUAACAUUUUAUCCUAAUAUAUCUGUUAAAUUUAAUGAAUCGAUAGCCAAAUAUUCCGAAUCAAUCUCUAAUGGCUUAAAAUUUGAAAACAUAGAUAAAUUAAAUACCGAAAAUCUUUUUGAAAUA
This is a messenger RNA of Dentiscutata erythropus, 525 nucleotides long. NCBI's taxonomy places the organism in Eukaryota, Fungi, Glomeromycota, Glomeromycetes, Diversisporales, Gigasporaceae. The record is from the annotation of a GenBank genome assembly.